Molecule: messenger RNA, 267 nt
Organism: Strongylus vulgaris
Lineage: Eukaryota; Metazoa; Nematoda; Chromadorea; Rhabditida; Strongylidae
Source: the annotation of a GenBank genome assembly
AUGCCUCACCUUUCAGCGAUAGGAAAAAUAUUUGCGACAUUACCAGAUGGCUGUACGAUUCUUGAAAAAAAAUUAAGCACUUAUGAGCACCUUCCGAGCAUUCUUCCACCAGGAUUGUUGGUGUCAGCCUCAGAUGUAAUCGAGGAUGUUUCAAAAUUUAAAGGCUGCGAUCCGGCUGAAAUGAUAAUUUUUGCCACAGAGUCGAGCUUAAAGAUUAGACAUAGAUUGGACUCAAUAGCGUUCCUCUCAACGCAAGACUGUUUUUGA